Messenger RNA from Lonchura striata (white-rumped munia), 7652 nucleotides. It is a transcript of the gene AQR, whose product is annotated as aquarius intron-binding spliceosomal factor. Gene Ontology annotation, biological process: mRNA splicing, via spliceosome. The record is from RefSeq and is a predicted model, not a curated record. Gene Ontology annotation, molecular function: mRNA binding; helicase activity. NCBI's taxonomy places the organism in Eukaryota, Metazoa, Chordata, Aves, Passeriformes, Estrildidae. Gene Ontology annotation, cellular component: catalytic step 2 spliceosome.
UGGCCCGGGCUGGCAGCGCCGGGGCACCGAGGCCUGUGCCGGCGGCUCCAGCGGCGGCACCAUGGCGGCGGCGGCGGCCGCGCCCUCGGCCCCGCCGAAGAAGAUCGUGGCGCCCACGGUGUCGCAGAUCAACGCGGAGUACGUGACACAGUUAGCAAAUAAAUACUGGGCUCCACAUGUGAAGAAGACAUUGUCUUUUGAUGUAAAGGUCAUUGAAGAUGUAUAUACAAAAGAAAUUGUCAGGUCAAAGUUUGCGAUCAGAAAGAUAAUGCUUCUUGAAUUCAGUCAGUACCUUGAAAAUUACCUAUGGAAGAAUUAUUCUCCAGAGGUGUCCAGUAAGGCAUAUUUAAUGUCAAUCUGCUGUAUGGUGAAUGAGAAGUUCAGAGAGAAUGUCCCUGCGUGGGAGACAUUCAAAAAAAGGCCAGAACAUUUUCCUUUCUUUUUCAAACGCAUACUGGAAGCAUCGCUGGUCGAAAAUGAGAGUGAGUACUCUCUGCAUGAACAGACAGUCCUGCUGCUUUUCCUUGAUCACUGCUUCAAUAGUUUGGAAGUGGAUUUGAUCAGAGGACAGGUGCAGCAGCUGAUUUCCUUACCAAUGUGGAUGGCUCUACAACCUAAUCGACUGGAACAAGAGUUGAAAAAGACACCAAAACUAAAAAAAUUCUGGAAUCUAAUUAAGAAAAACGAUGCAAAAAUGGAUGAAGAGUCAAGAAUGCAAGCAUAUCGAGAGAGAAGAUUUCUUUCACAGCUCAUUCAGAAGUUCAUUUCUGUUCUAAAGUCAAUACCUGUCUCAGGUCCUAUUUCUAUGGACAAAGUUCAUUAUUGUGAGAGGUUUAUUGAACUCAUGCUAGACCUCGAGGCUUUGCUUCCCACGCGGCGCUGGUUCAAUACAGUGCUGGAUGACUCCCAUCUUGUUGUUCACUGUUACUUGUCUAGUCUUGCUAAAAGAGAAAAAGAAGGUCAUCUCUUCUGCCAGCUUUUAGAUAUGCUCAAAUUUUAUACUGGCUUUGAAAUCAAUGAUCAGACUGGAAAUGCUUUGACAGAGAAUGAGAUGACUACAAUUCACUAUGACAGAAUUACUUCUCUACAGAGAGCAGCGUUUGCACAUUUCCCGGAGUUAUAUGACUUUGCACUCUCAAAUGUAGCUGCAGUAGAUACUCGUGAUGCACUGGUGAAGUUAUUUGGACCUCUUAGCUCCAACGUCCUCCACCAGGUGGCGUCGUACCUGUGCCUGCUGCCGCCACUGGCCGAGGGGGAGGACACGAGCCACGAGAAGGAAUUUCUGCUGGAGCUGCUGGUGUCCCGUCAUGAGCGACGAAUAUCUCAAAUUCAGCAGCUCAACCAGAUGCCUCUCUAUCCCACAGAAAAGAUUAUUUGGGAUGAAAAUAUUGUACCAACUGAAUAUUACUCUGGAGAAGGCUGUCUUGCACUUCCCAAGUUGAAUCUACAGUUCCUGACUCUCCAUGACUACCUGCUGAGGAACUUCAAUCUUUUCCGCUUGGAGUCUACCUAUGAGAUCAGACAGGACAUUGAAGAUAGUGUCAGUAGGAUGAAACCAUGGUUAUCAGAAUAUGGAGGUGUUGUCUUUGGUGGAUGGGCUAGGAUGGCACAACCCAUUGUCUCUUUCACCGUGGUGGAGGUGGCCAAGCCCAACAUUGGUGAAAACUGGCCCAUGCGAGUGCGAGCAGAUGUUACAAUUAAUUUAAAUGUCCGAGAUAACAUCAAAGACGAAUGGGAAGGUCUGCGCAAGCACGAUGUCUGCUUCCUGAUUACGGUGCGCCCCAUGCAGCCUUACGGCACCAAGUUUGACAGGAGACAGCCUUUCGUUGAGCAGACUGGCCUGGUCUAUGUCAGAGGCUGUGAAAUUCAGGGCAUGUUGGACGAGAAAGGGCGUGUUAUUGAAGAAGGACCUGAACCGAAACCAAGACUUAAAGGUGAUUGCAGAACGUACAGAGUAUUUCUGGACCCAAACCAGUAUCAGCAGGACAUGACCAAUACAAUCCAAAAUGGAGCAGAAGAUGUUUAUGAGACAUUUAAUAUAAUAAUGAGAAGAAAACCAAAAGAAAACAAUUUCAAGGCUCUUCUGGAGACUAUUAGGAAUCUGAUGAACACAGAUUGUGUGGUUCCUGACUGGCUGCAUGACAUCAUUCUUGGAUAUGGAGACCCAAGUAGUGCACACUACUCAAAAAUGCCCAAUCAGAUUUCAACUCUGGAUUUUAAUGACACGUUCCUGUCCAUUGAUCAUUUAAAAGCUAGCUUUCCUGAGUACAAUGUUAAAGUUACUGUUGACAAUCCAGAUCUGCAUGUACCCCCCUUCAGGAUAACUUUCCCAAUGAAGGAAGGUAAAGGAACAAAAAGAAAAGAGGAUGGAAGUGAAGAAAACCCUGAAGAAGAUAAAACACUGAUUGUAGAGCCUCAUGUUAUCCCAAACAGGGGGCCAUAUCCAUAUAAUCAACCAAAACGCAAUACUAUUCAAUUUACCCAUACUCAGAUUGAAGCCAUCCGUGCAGGAAUGCAGCCUGGACUAACUAUGGUAGUGGGUCCACCUGGUACUGGAAAAACUGAUGUAGCAGUCCAGAUAAUAUCCAACCUUUAUCAUAAUUUCCCAGAACAACGAACUUUAAUAGUUACCCACUCUAAUCAGGCUUUAAACCAGCUGUUCGAAAAAAUCAUGGCUCUAGACAUUGAUGAGCGUCACCUUCUGCGUCUGGGUCAUGGAGAAGAGGAAUUAGAGACAGAGAAAGAUUUCAGCAGGUAUGGAAGAGUUAAUUAUGUGCUGGCUCGAAGACUUGAACUUCUACGAGAAGUUGGGCGAUUACAAGAGAGUCUUGGAGUCCCAGGAGAUGUAUCUUACACUUGUGAAACAGCUGGCCACUUUUUCUUAUACCAAGUAAUGUCUCGCUGGGAGGAGUAUAUCAGUAAAGUUAAAGUUAAAGGUGGAAAAUCGCCAGAUGUUGCAGAUGUCUCCAGUUUCUUUCCUUUUCACCAGUAUUUUGCAAAUGCUCCUCAACCAGUUUUCAAAGGCAAAUCAUAUGAAGAAGAUAUGGAAAUUGCUGAAGGGUGUUUUAGACAUAUUAAGAAAAUAUUCACUCAGCUUGAGGAAUUCAGAGCAUUUGAACUUCUCCGCAGUGGCCUGGAUAGAUCCAAAUACCUGUUGGUGAAAGAAGCAAAAAUCAUUGCCAUGACUUGUACUCAUGCUGCUCUGAAACGACGUGAUCUGGUUGAAUUAGGAUUCAAAUAUGACAACAUUUUAAUGGAAGAGUCUGCUCAGAUUCUGGAGAUUGAAACGUUUAUACCUCUUCUGUUGCAGAACCCCCAGGAUGGAUUCAGUCGUUUGAAGCGGUGGAUUAUGAUUGGUGACCAUCAUCAGUUGCCACCAGUCAUUAAGAACAUGGCUUUUCAAAAGUACUCCAACAUGGAACAGUCUCUUUUCACACGGUUUGUUCGUGUUGGAGUGCCAACUGUUGACUUGGAUGCACAAGGAAGAGCAAGAGCAAGUUUGUGCAACCUCUACAACUGGCGCUACAAGAACCUGGGUAACCUGCCUCACGUGCAGCUUCUGCCGGAGUUCAGAACAGCCAAUGCUGGCUUUUUGUAUGACUUCCAGCUUAUAAAUGUGGAAGACUUCAAUGGUGUAGGAGAGUCUGAACCCAAUCCUUAUUUCUAUCAGAAUCUUGGUGAGGCAGAGUAUGUUGUGGCAGUCUUCAUGUAUAUGUGCCUGCUUGGUUAUCCUGCAGACAGGAUAAGUAUCCUGACAACAUAUAAUGGACAGAAGCACCUGAUCCGUGAUGUCAUUAAUCAGCGAUGUGGAAACAAUCCUUUAAUUGGAAGGCCAAACAAGGUAACAACUGUGGACAGGUUUCAAGGCCAACAGAACGAUUAUAUUCUGCUUUCCCUAGUGCGUACCAAAGCUGUAGGCCACCUGAGGGACGUACGACGAUUAGUCGUUGCCAUGUCAAGAGCCAGACUUGGACUUUAUAUCUUCGCAAGGGUGUCACUAUUUCAAAACUGUUUUGAGCUAACUCCAGCUUUCAGCCAACUCACAGCUCGACCACUUCACCUCCAUAUUGUUCCCACAGAAUGUUUUCCAACUGCAAGACAGAAUGGAGAAAGACCAGCUCACCAAAUACAUGUUAUUAAGAAUAUGCCUCAAAUGGCUAACUUUGUGUACAAUAUGUAUAUGCACAUGAUACAGAGUACACACCACCAUCAACGGCAUUUACUGCCCCCACCUGCCAUGAUCGAAGAACCAGAACCGCCACAAACUGGAGAGACUGAAUUAGAAGGUGAAGUUCAGGGCAUGCAGGAAGAUGCAGCAGAAGAAAAUGAAGUAGUAGAAGAAACGAUGAAGGAAGGAGAAUUGAAUAUGGAUGAAAUGGAUGAACAUCGAAAAAUGCCAGAACACCCUGGAAGAGACAGUGAUAGUGGAGACAGUGAACCUGAAAAUGAGACUGAAAAGUGAUUUAUGGAAUCCUUGUCCUUAAUGCAUUUUGGGAAAUUGGCAGGGAAGAGAGUAGUUGGAAAAAUAAUUGCUAUUUUUACAUUGACUUUCAUUAAGAGGUUGCCUAUAUAAUACCUGUCUGGUAUAUUUUUCACUGAGUACAUUGUGAACAAGCAAGAUGUUUGGCAAACAUUCUACUGAGCUCUUAUCACUAUUGGUCAUAUAAUUUGUUUAAUGGCCUCAAAUGAUAUUUUUUCCUUUUUAUAAGUUGUUCAGUAAAGUUGCUUUUUAUACCAGUUUGGAAUAUUUGACUCUUAAUUCAGUCAUCCGUUAAACCUCACUAAGUAAAUUCAAUAUUGGUCAGACAUGCUUUAUGGUUUCCUUAGUAUUUUGCCAUGGAGAAUUCCUUAUGCAUAGCUGUGCUUGUACUUUUAGGCAUAGGCUCAAGUUCAUGAAGAUAUAUGAUUGUAUGUCUGAGAAAUAUGAAUUGUCAUGGGACUUGGAAGUGUUGAAAAGCUUUAUUGAAUUUUGACCAUAGUGGAUUCUCAGGAUCCACAUACUUGUAGCAAUUUCUUAUCAUUAACUUCUGAUGUUGUUUUUUAUUGUUUACAGAAGAAGGAAGGAUGCUGCUCUUCAACAGCCCUGGGUUCUAAAUUAGUGUUUUGAAAUAAAUUUCUUUUGCUUGAAGAAGAAACAGUAAUUGCCCAGGCUAAAGCCACAUGAGGAAGAAAAGAGAAAAUAGUUCCCUGAAUGCAGGAUAUGUAAAACAUACAUUAUUGGUACUAAUGAUAUACUGGUUGAAUGGGGUUUUUUUAGGGUAACUUCUGAGUGUGCACAUUUCAUAAAGUGAUCAGAGAAAGGAUUUGUCCCUGAUUUGUCCCUGAUUCCGUAUCUUAUGAAUACUUGCCAUCAUGUCAAAUUAGUCAGUGGUUUAAUGAGACUUUAGAAUUUCCAAGUAGAUUUUCAAACACAGCAAUAGCCAUAAUAGCACCUUUUGCUGGCAAAGGGAACACUCUUGGAUUUCAAGUGUUGCAGUUGUGAAGCUGCCAGAUGGACUUGCUAGAAUGAUUAGAGAAUAAUUAACUUUCAAGCUUUUUUAACAGCAUUGACAUUUUUUAUUUUUUCUUAUUAUUUUUAUAGCACAGGAGAAAAUGGUAUCAAAUUAAAUGUAUGCCAAGUUUCAUGAAAUGCAUCUAUUGCAUACCAGUCUGUGUGCUGGGAUCUCAUCUGCCCCUCCUCCUGAAAUCAUUCUUUCCCUUCUCUCAGAGGGGAGCUCAGGAGUAGCAAAUUAAGUACUUAUCUUCAGUACAUGGUGUUCUUUUAUGUUCUUCCUUUGUUGAAGUUUUCUCAAACAGGAAGCUAAUAAUGAUGCAGAAUUGUCUUCUAUUCUUGUGUGUUUUGAUUUAAGGGAGUGUACUGUUUAUUACUUUUUAAUAUUGCCUGCCUUGGAAGAAUGAUUUGUAUUGAACAUAUGGGUAUUAAGUUUCAUGCAGUAGCAAUCAUGUUCAUGCAGAAUUGAGUAAUACUCAGCCUUCAGGCCACAAGCAACUAGCUCGGAUGAGGGUUGUCAUCUUUGUUUUCCAGCUAAUUUUCUAUAAAUACUGAGUCUGACAAUCAUUUACUUGCUUUAGUAUUUUAAGAAUUUGAAAAGGAGCCCUUUUUGAAUUGUGCAGUUUGCAGUGGACAGUGUCUACACCUGGCUGUGCCAUGCUGUGCUCUGUGUGCAGGCCCCAGGCAUGUCUGGUCCCUUUGGCUCAGUCCUGGUGGAGCAGCAGCCAAGGAUGGAGCUGUCCUGGACAGACCUGAAGUCAUGAGAGGGGUUGCAUUGGAGGUUGAUUCUGGCUAUAGUGCAGGAAGAGGCCGUGCAACUGCAAACAAUUGUAAAAGCUUGAACAGCUUUAAUGUGCAACUUUCUGAGGCACCUGUAAAAAAAGUGGAAGGUUUUUGUUUGAGAUCACUUGAACAGAGCAAGCCCUGCAUUAUCCUUAAUGCCAUCUUUCACAUGUUAAAAUUGCCUUUUUUCAGAGACAUGGACACAUCAGGAGAAUGCAUCCUUAGGAAUUUGGGAAAAUCGUGUUGUCAUUCUAGCUGGAAAGUUCUUGAGGCUUUGCUUUGGAGUGUGAGAUUGGAUUUGGGGCCUUUUACUUCCAAAACUUUAUAAUUCUGUUUAUAAUUUUUGGUAAAGGAUGAACUUUGUCUUUUCCACCAAAAUAGUCUUUUAUGACUGAUGCACCUUUUUUUUCAAGAACGAUUACGUGGGAGAAGUGAAGGAGUCUAAAACUAAUUUUGAUCUAUGUGGUUUAUGUUCCAAUGGCAAUAUUUGCUUAAGACUUAGUACCUCUAUUCAAGUGAACAACAACACUCAGUUGUUAAACUAAAUGUAUUGAAAUUUUAAAAAAUACACAUAAAUUUAAUUACUUAAGAAAGAAUUUUUAAAUGAAAUAAUUGUUAAAGUAGCUUUAAAAAAUAUUUUUAAACAUUAUUUCAAAUAUUAUUAUAGCAGUGCAUGAAAAUCUAGUGAAAAUAAUUAAAAUGUUUCCGAGGUCAAGAUCCCCUAAGGGUAUGAAAGGAGGAAAAGAUAGGAAAUUGGUUUAUUUUAUUGUUCCAAAGCUAUAGAGUAAAAAAAUCCAUUAAGGACAUUUGAGUGAAACUAAAGAGCUAUUAGUGGUUUUUCUUCAUAUUUAUUUAGCCAACCCUUACAUAAAUGGCCUCAUUUUCAUCUUGCACCGAACCUAUAAAGCAACUUAGUUAAUACUUUGCAGAUUUGCUUAGAGACUGGUUUGGAAACAGCUCAACCCUUGGAUACUGAUGUAGUGCUAAUGUAAAAAUGAUAAUGUAAGGCAAUGUUCUGUUCAUUUCUGUAAUAGCCAGAAAAGGAAAGGUAAAGAGCAAUUUACUUUGGGUUCUGCCAUCCAUAUAUAGGUGAAAUAAUGCUAUAUAAAUGCAGGCUGGUUUCUGUCUGUGACUGAACUGAUGCAGUAAGUGCAGGUUUUGGUAUUAUCAAAGAAAAUGCCUUGGUAACUCUCAGAGCAGAGUUUGCUUUUGCUUUAGUCUGUAUGGACUUUGAAAGGGCUUGGCAAAGGUGGUGGGUAAGUCAGAACUAGAACAUUCAGGAGCAAUUUUGCCAAGGGGAAAAGAAGGGACAAGUAAAUGGAAGACAUACAAUAUAUAUAAUCUGUAAUAUUAAAUAAAAUAAUAUGGGAUAAACUUC